CUGAAUGGUAAAUAUGAUUUUCUUGCUUUACCGAUCCGCGCUUUCACAUCUGCAUCAGAUCCACCAUGUUCAUCAAUGAUGCUGCCCAAAUAUAUUGAAAUCAUGAGUCAAUUAAAGCUAAACCACCAUAGAAAACCUGGAAGCACAUUAACAUCAUCGGAUGCCGGCCAGCUCAGUGGUCUAAUGGUUAGGUGCUCACGCGCGAGACUGUUAGUUCCUGGGUUCGAAUCUCGCGGGGUGCGGGAUCGUGGGUGUGCACUCCGCAGAAGUGAUGAAUUUACAAAAGAUGAUUAUGCUAGUUCAAUUAUUUGUUAUGUUACAUUUAAUGUUAUUUCUAACUGUAUAUGCUGAAUUAGUAGAGAGGGAUAAAACGCUAUGGGAAAAACUAUGGGAUGAGUUUUGGAAACAUAUUCUGGGCAAUAAUACUUGGUCAGUUACAUAACAGACAAAAGAAAACAAAUUUUUUUAAAAUAAGAACAUCAUUGACAAUGUUUCACUGCUUUCAAAUAACAUUCAACAUACAAAUUCCCUCAUAAAUCAUGAAUAUUAACAACAAUUCAUAUAGAAACAGACUAAAAUCGUAUACGUUUUGUGUUUAAAUGAACAUGAAUUGUGUUUUUUUGUUGUUGUUAUGUUCAAUUAACGUUUAAUAGUUUUGUCUACUGUUCAAUGUAAACUUACCAAGGAUAAACGGAAACAUUAUAAACAUAAUUGUCAUCA
Schistosoma haematobium is the source of this 720-nucleotide messenger RNA. RefSeq lists its product as uncharacterized. The transcript has 7 exons. The record is from RefSeq and is a predicted model, not a curated record. The annotation marks the transcript as partial. Lineage: Eukaryota; Metazoa; Platyhelminthes; Trematoda; Strigeidida; Schistosomatidae.